Paramormyrops kingsleyae is the source of this 3184-nucleotide messenger RNA. RefSeq names its product TBC1 domain family member 10A-like. The record is from RefSeq and is a predicted model, not a curated record. Gene Ontology annotation, molecular function: small GTPase binding; GTPase activator activity. NCBI's taxonomy places the organism in Eukaryota, Metazoa, Chordata, Actinopteri, Osteoglossiformes, Mormyridae. Gene Ontology annotation, biological process: regulation of GTPase activity.
ACGAUGCUCUCACAGCCGGCACGUCUACUGCGCAUGUUCGGACACGCCUCCCGAGCGCCACCGGAGACUGGCAUAGCAUUAGCUUUAACGUUACAUUGAUGUUAAUCGUAGCUUCUGGUCGGCGGUUUAGGGGUGGCAUGUAGUAACGUCGGGCCGAAAAGAAGCUUAAGUCCGAAAUCCGAAGAUCGGACGCGGCCCUACCGACGCCUGGGAAGAGUGUUUGAAGUGCGGCCGGAGCCGAGACGAAGCCGCCUGGGGUGUCCCCAACCUCACGGCAGCAUCGCCACAGCGUUUAACAGGAAUGAACGCUCGGCGGGGUCUCGGCACAAGGACCAGUGUGCGAUCGCUGCCGGCAGUCCCGGUGGGCGCGUGUGAGCUGUGACUCGGCCCGGCUCGGGGCUUUUCGGCGCGUCUGACGGGACCGCGCCUCGGUCUGCCUGAUGCCGGGGCAGCGAGCUACGCGCUGCUGCCGGGGACUCGCCAAGCCUCCGCCACCCUCCUGAUCCCUGUAGCACCCGCCCCACCAUGGAUCGAGCACCAGGAAACGGACCCCAGCCAGACUCCCAGGGCGCCCCGCAGGCCGGCGACUUCAGCCCAGAUAAAUACGGUUUCGUAGGCGGGCCGCAGCAGACCUCAAACUAUGUAAACAAGGCAACGUGAGUGAAACAUGGUGCAAUCUGCACUGCGCCCACGAACGCCCUGCUCCGAUCAGCUGGAUCACGCAGCCGGACUUCGCUGGUCCCAGGGCCGGGAGAGGUUCUGGUCCUGUCCGGCUGUGCACAGCCAACCCAAGACGUCCCCCCAGAGGUGCUGCGUCAGCGUGAGGCCAAGUGGCUGGACAUGCUUAAUCACUGGGAUAAGUGGAUGUCCAAGAGGCACCGCAAGGUGAAGGUGCGCUGUCAGAAGGGAAUCCCACCCUCACUGCGUGGACGUGCCUGGCUUUACCUGUCUGGGGCCAAAGUGAAGCGUGAGCAGAACUCGGGCAAGUUUCAGGAGCUGGAUGCGCUGCCGGGGGACCCGGCGUGGCUGGACGUCAUCGAGCGGGACCUGCACAGACAGUUUCCCUUUCAUGAGAUGUUCAUGGCACGUGGCGGUCACGGCCAGCAGGACCUGAACCGCGUCCUCAAGGCCUACACCCUGUACCGGCCGGACGAGGGCUACUGCCAGGCACAGGCUCCUGUCGCUGCUGUGCUGCUCAUGCACAUGCCCGCCGAAGAUGCAUUCUGGGGCCUGGUUCAGAUCUGUGAGAAGUACCUUCCUGGAUACUACAGCGCUGGAUUGGAGGCGAUCCAGUUGGAUGGAGAGAUCCUGUUCGGGCUGCUUCGCCGCCUCUCCCCUGUAGCUCACCGACACCUGAAGAAACACAAGCUGGAGCCCGUCCUGUACAUGACUGAGUGGUUCAUGUGCGCCUUCUCGCGUACGCUGCCCUGGGCGUCCGUGCUCCGUAUCUGGGACAUGUUCUUCUGCGAGGGGGUGAAGAUCAUUUUCCGGGUGGCGUUGGUCUUGCUGCGGAGCAUGCUGGGAACGCCAGAGAAGCUGAAGGCAUGUCCGGGCCAGUAUGAAACCAUGGAGCUGCUUCGUGCCCUAGACCCACGCUACAUGCAGGACUCCUUCCUCGUCCAGCAGGUCCUGGAGCUUCCCGUGUCCGAGCGGGAUGUCGAGAAGGAGCAUCAGGUCCAGCUGCGCCGCUGGAAGGAGACGCAUGGCGAGCUGCACUGCAGGUCCCCCCCCCGGCUGCACGGUGCCCGGGCUAUCAUGGCGGCCGAGCCUCCAAGCCGGCAGCACCUGCAGCAGCAGCCCACAAUCGUCAUGGGGGUGCCUCAGCCCGCUUCCAAGCCCCCAGCUCUCCCUGAGGGAGAUGGUGAGCCCCAUCCCAUCCUAAGGAAGACGGGGCUGCGGGGCUCUGACCUGAGCCUGAGCAGCAGCGAGCAGGACACCUACCUGUAGUUGCACCUACUGCCGCCCAGCUGGUGGCAUGUGGGAUUGCAACUGGGAACCACUGAGGCAGCAGAUCUGGGACCGCUACUACAUUCCUGCAGAACUGAUCCCCCUCCACAUGCCAUGCUUUAACCUAGAAGAGCUGCCGACAUGGGGCACGGUCGGGAUCUAAGCCUGUUGGUUCUGGCCACUGGAACUGGGGAGGGAGGGCAGCAGAUAACUUUGAUAUGUGGCUGAAUCACCGAGGGUUUUGCUUUAGCAAGUAUGACUGCAGGAGGAGCUCUGGACAACGUGUUGUCUGCUUCUUUGCUGUAGCACUAGGGGGAGCCAUUUAGCCAUAUCUGUUUCUGGUGCAUUUCUGACAGCUCCAGAACACAAAGUGAUCUUCAGUGAGAAUCUUUUUGUAUUGACUUUUAUUAUACAGUGCAACACAUAAGCUUCCUAUCUGCCAGAUAAUACCUAGCUUUAUGGGUAGCCGAUGGCAGGUCGCGCUCCCCCACGGCCGACCCCGGGGCCGCGCUCCCCCACGGCCGACCCCGGGGCCGCGCUCCCCCACUGCCGAUCCCGGGCUUGUGAAGGGGUUGUGGGGAACGUUCCAAUGUAAUUGUCCACCUGUUGUCCACUUGUAAGCACGUUAUUCUGGCUCCCCGCUCCCUCGCAGCCAGGGAACCUGCACUGAAACAUGCCCGAAUGGAACGCGCCCGAAUGGAAUGCGCCCGAAGCCCACGUCCGCAUAUGCAUCCCCCCCUGCUUGCCGUGUCCUAAGCGUAACCCUGGCUUUCGCUCCAGCUAAUGCCAACACUGACCUCCACGGUUACUCCACACUAACUUCCGAGGGUGCACACUAACCUUCAGGUCUGCCUAGUGCUCAGAGCGUGCGAGUGGCUCGUUCCCACGGCGUAGCCGGGGCAGGUGGGCUCGGGGGCGUCAUGGCCGGCUCUUCGCUGGAGACGGAUGUCCUGACCGGAGAGGCGACAUAAAAGGGCUCUUUAUCCUUGGUCUGGGGCUCAUUCACUCGCACGCCGUUUAGUCGUAGAGCUGCCUCCUCUUUCACUCGAGGGUGUGAUGAAUGGCCGUGCCAGACGCAUGCUCGGAGAGAGCGGCAUUGCAAAGACCUCGUUUUUCUACUUUUGUAACAAUUGCAAUAACUUUUUUAACCUGGGGAUAAAAACACAAUGAUGUACUCGAUGCUGUUCCUGUGCACAGGAACCUUGUAUGUGCUCAAAUAAAAACCAUUAGCACCAUC